This is a messenger RNA of Cloeon dipterum, 871 nucleotides long. RefSeq lists its product as uncharacterized. The record is from RefSeq and is a predicted model, not a curated record. NCBI's taxonomy places the organism in Eukaryota, Metazoa, Arthropoda, Insecta, Ephemeroptera, Baetidae. The transcript is spliced from 2 exons. Bases 347 to 811 code for a protein of 154 amino acids.
CACGCGCUUGCAUGUCCAUUAAAUAUUUUUUGUAUUAGACUAACCUUGUUUACGGGCUGAUUUACCCAUUUCCGCUUGAAUUGUCAAACUUAAUUUAUUCAAUACAUGUUUCCAUCAACCCGCCACACACAUACCAUUACAUAACAAACCAUUACUUUCACAAAUUGAACCACCCUAUUGCACAUAAUUAAUUUCCCCGCAACUAAAUUCAAUUAGUAAAUAAAAAAAUAUAACAACACAGACAAUCAACAAUUUCUCCGGCAAAUAUUAAUGUAAUUCAUCCCGCUUAAAAUUCAUAUCUGCAUUACAGAUAUUAACUGUCCUACAUCAUACGGGUUGUUUCAACAUGAGCAAAUCAGACGAAGACAUGAUUAACCUGGACAGCGACAGCGACAUGUCGACUGCCUCCACCCUAUGCUGCUGGGGUUGUUGCAACGCGCCAAGUUCGCCAACAGCAGCGGCCUCCAAACAGCUUUGUGAUGAGGACUGCAUCAAGCACUUCCAGGGAGGCACAACUGUUGGAAAUUCACUCGUUAGGGCAGAGGCUGCGCUGGAAAAACUCUACGUUUCCUACAAUGACUUGAACACUGAAUACAAAGACGCGCAGGCUGUUCUGCGAGAAAACAGUCAGGAGACAGACUGGCUGGAAAAUGCUCGAAGAAGGAUCAGCAUGAGGAUCGAACGCCUCGUGAGGAUGCGUCCCAAGAUUGAACAACGGGUGAAGGACGCAUCCAAGGCAGUUGUCGAGUUCGAGCAACGCCUCACCGAGUUUACGAAGCCUGCUCAAGACCUGUCCUCCGCGAGAAAAUGAUCGACAACUUUUUUGUAGUUGAUUUUUUGCGGGAUGUUUUUUUUAUUGAAAUCUUUCGGC